CCUCAUUCGUGCACCAACACCACAUCCUCGUCUCCAUAUACAUCUCCAUCUACUGUACAUCGCUAGCUCACUCAUACGGCACCAUGGCCGCGCCGCUCUACGUGACCCAGUCGGGCCGCCUCUUCCAUGCCGGCCUUAUCCUCAUCGUCACCGUCGGCUUGCCCGCUCGCGGAAAGACGCACAUCUCGCGCGCCCUCGAGCGAUACCUUCGCUGGCUCGGCGUCAAGACUAGAGUCUACUCGCUUGGCGAUUACCGCCGCAAGAUGCUCGGUGGAGCUAAGAACUUGCCUAACGACUACUACAAAGCGGAUGGCCCGAAGUCACCAGAAACCAUCGCGCUACGAGACAAAGUCAAGCAGGGUCUCGAGCAGCAGAUCUGGGACUUUUUCACCGUCCAGGGCGGCCAGGUUGUCAUCUACGACGCAAACAAUGGCAGCAAGGAGGCGCGCAAGGACGUGAUCGAGACAUUCCGUACCAAGGGUGUGCACGUUAUUUUCCUCGAGUCGCUGUGUGACAACGACGACAUUAUCACCGCCAACAUCCGCAGCGUCAAGCUCAGCUCCCCCGACUAUGCCGGGUGGGACGCAGAUCGCGCGGUGGCCGAUUACUGGGAGCGCAUCCGCGGCCAGGCCGGUGUUUACGACACAGUUACGGCCGACGAGGGGCCGUACAUCAAGGUCAUGAACGUGGGGGAGCGCAUCGAGAUCAACCGCAUCGAGGGUUACCUCCAGACACGGUGCUGUUUCUUCCUCAUGAAUAUACACACCCGUCCCCGCACUAUCUUCUUCGCAAGGUCUGGGCAGUCGCUCAUCGAGCACUCGUUCAAAGCCGAUUCGGAUCUCUCACCUGCGGGUUGGGAGUACGCUGAACGCCUCAAGGCGGCCGUCACGGCGCGUCGCAAGGCGUUGAGAGAGGAGCGUCGCGCCCGCGGCGAGGACAUCAAGGAGAAUCCCCUCAUUGUGUGGACGAGCACGCGGCGGCGUGCACACCACACUGCCUGGCCGUUCGUGCACGCUGGCUACAAGGUUGUGCAGAAGCAGAUCAUGGCUGAAAUCAAUCCGGGCGUGUGGGACGGCUUGUCUGCCGCUGAGGCGCAAGAGCUUUACCCUGAUGAAUGGGAACGCUUCCUGGGCGACCCGUACGCACACCGCGCGCCGCGCGCCGAGUCGUACCACGACCUGUCCGUGCGCCUUGAGCCCGUGAUCUUUGAGCUUGAACGCUGUCAGGACGACCUCCUCAUCAUCGGGCACGCAUCCGUCAUCCGCUGCCUGCUGGCUUACCUCGUCGGCCUGCCGCCAUCCGAAGUUCCUGCGAUCGAAAUCGCGCGUGGCGACCUCGUGGAAGUCACGCCGGCGUCGUACGGCGUCAUUUCGCGCGCCUUCCACUUCUGGUCGGGCGAAGGGCGCGGGGACGAGUCCGGCCGCAACCUCUACGAGAACUUUGCGGAGGCGACUUCGGGUGUCGGCGGCAGCAUCGCGAGCUUUGCGGGCGAGACGGAGAACAUCGAGCGCGAAGCCGAGGCCGAGGAGCAGAUGGACAAGGAGAAGAAGGCGGACAAUGUGCGCGCCAAGCUCCGCGAACGCCUCGGCUCCAAGACGGACGGGUGGAUGAGCGCGCCCCACGGCCGCGGCACCGGCACGCCGGCAGAGGGCUCGGUAUACGGCCACUCGGAGCACGAGCGCGAGAUCACCACGCCCGAGGUCGAGGCCGAGGGCCCCGAGCCGCCAACCGUUAGAGAGCGGGCUAUGAGCAUCCUGAAGAUCUAGACGGUCGUGACGAGUAGAGAUUGUAAGACCUAGAUGUCACAGAUUGUAUUGCG
Molecule: messenger RNA, 1819 nt
Organism: Cutaneotrichosporon oleaginosum
Lineage: Eukaryota; Fungi; Basidiomycota; Tremellomycetes; Trichosporonales; Trichosporonaceae
Biological process (GO): fructose 2,6-bisphosphate metabolic process; fructose metabolic process
Cellular component (GO): cytosol
Molecular function (GO): 6-phosphofructo-2-kinase activity; fructose-2,6-bisphosphate 2-phosphatase activity; ATP binding
Source: RefSeq, a predicted model, not a curated record